CUGGCCGUGGUGCUGAACACUCGCUCGGUCAAUCGCCUCAACCACUGCACGCUGGGCACCAAAGGGUCUGGAUCUCAACAUCUCCGAUACUGACAACUAUAUGGGAUUUCGGGGGGAAGCCCUGAAGUAAUCGGGCGAAAUGAAUCCGGAGGGAAACAGCCGCGAAUUUUAAGAUAGACAUCAACAUUGCAUUUUGGAAAGUCAGAAUUAAACCUGCUGCUGAGAUGGACUUUCGGGCACGGAGUCGCUGAACAUGAUGUCCAUCGCGAGAUCCUGCAUCUUCUUUACUUAAUGUAAUGUUUCAUUUUAGUCCGUUCGGUACGUCAUUUUUCAUAAUGAUAUAAACCAAAUCGUGCAAAAGCAAAAAGACAACUAUUUUAUUUGGAUUCUUCGACAUUUUAUUUUCUGGAGGAAAACAACCCAUGCUGAGAUAUGGCUCGUCUUCUUGUUUUCAUUAACUCUGUUGGACUGUUGCUCUUCGGAAGUCAAACGCUUCUGGUGGUAGCAAACCGUCCACCUCCUCCAGUGAAUGUGUCAGUCAUGCACCUGAGAGCUGAUUCAGCAACAGUAUCCUGGGAAGUACCUGAGGGUGACAUCAUCAUUGGCUUUUCCAUCUCACAACAGAGAAUGGACGGCAAAAUGCAGAGGUUUAUCAGAGAGGUCAACACCACCAGUAGAUCCUGCGUGCUGUGGGACCUGGAGGAAGAGACAGAUUACAUCAUCCAGGUGCAGUCCAUCGGUCUUUAUGGCGAGAGUCAAGCCAGCAAACGCUACCACUUCAGAACCCUCAAGAAAACCGACCGCUUCCCAUCAAACAGCUCAAACCAAGAUGACCCAACUGUGCAAGGGCUGGAUAAAGCAAGACACCUACAGACAGGCGAGAUGAUCAUCAUUGUGGUUGUGCUUCUCAUGUGGGCAGCUGUAAUCGCACUGUUUUGCCGGCAGUAUGACAUUAUAAAGGACAAUGAUUCCAGCAACAGUAAAGAGAAGGUAAAGCCGUCCUCAGAGAGAAGUACACCAGAACACCACAGUGGAGGGCUGCUCCGGAGCAAGUUCCACCAGUCUGUGCCAUCAAUCAACAUCAUCGAGGUGUGAUGGGAAUUCUGUAGACGUCAGUCACGCCCUCCAUUGCACCACCUGCCUUAUCAGGAUGAAAGUGUAUCGCUCAUAUUCUCCAUCAACUAUCCACAUGGAACGCCACACCGGCCCUACUGUUAUCAGUUGCCCCUCGAGCUAACACUCAGCCCACCCAUAUGCAGACCUGCACAUGUAUAUUAAAGCAAUGUACUCCUGUGGAGAGGUGGGGGUGUAAACGCAUACAGUUAUGUACAGUAGUGGAUGACAAUACAAUAGAAGGGGAAAUCCAUAAAUUUUGAGUUUGACGAGUUUGACUUAGGCGUGUCACAAUAUACCGGUAUCGACAAUAAUCGUGAUAUUAAAAUUAUGAUUAUGAAUGACUUAAAAACGUUUGGUGUUACGAGUCACAAUAAACACUUGAAUUAGCCAAAAAGACAAAAAUGGACAAUUCCAGCGAUAUGGAUGUGACAUAUUCAUUCAAUACUUGAAAAAUGAUUUCUCAAAGAAUGUAUUUAUUUCCAAAAGCCCUAUAUUGAAUCAGCUGAUUAUAUGUUACAAAACCCCUGAUGAUUCGGCCAGACAUCAGACAAAUAUCAGUUUUUACACCAUUUUUCUAUAUUAAUAGAGGGGGAAAUUCAUGUGUUAUGGAUCUGACAAAAAAGGAUGCACGUUUUUGUGAGACAACAUAUUUUACAUAAUUUCUGUCAAUUAAAAUCUGCAAACCAGAUGCAAUAAUACCCAACAAAUGGAGAAGGGAGGGCUCCUUAUAUAACAUUGAAUAGUUAAUUUAUUUUCAUGUGCCCAUUUUUGAGGAAUAUGGACCGUUGUGAAUGUGACAAUUCCUUUAUGGAUGUGACUAUUUACUUAUCUGACUAUAAAAAACUAUUCUCUAUAAACUUCACUUGGGUAUUUAAUCACCGAAUAUUGACAUUUGGGUAAAUAUGGUGAAAACCUUUGGUAAAAACCUAAAUUUGUAUUUUCAUGGAAUUGCACUCUUAAAAAUAAAGGUUCUUAAAAGGUUCUACACAGCAAUGCCAUAGAAGAACCAUUUUUGAUUCCACGAAGAACCAUUCAGUAAAAGGUAGUUUAAAGAAAUAUGUCUUUCUUUCUUUUUUAUAAUCUGAAGACAUUUUUGUGAAACAGAAAGAUUCUUCAGAUGUUAAAGGUUCUUUAUGAAACCAAAAUAUUCUUCUUUGGCAUCAAAGAAAGUUUUGAAGCACCUUUUUUAAGAGUGUACAAAAUAAACUAAAAAAUAUGUUUUUGACUAAUAUCAUUAAUUUAUUUAAAAAAAAAUGCUAACAUAAUAUUACUAGAGUCUUUUUGCCAUGAUAACUGUGUGUGUGGUGAAAAUCAGAUUUUGUGGCAGCCCUAGCUUGACUACACAUCAUGGGUGUUUCCCCUUGUAUUGUAGAGAAUGUUUGAAGGAAAGUGUAUUUUUGAUAUGCCUCUGGCAAACUAUCUCCUGGUUUCUACUUUUGAAUAAAGUGUUGUGUUUUGUUCGUGCAUGCACAUCUCAUGGUCCAGCCGCUUCUUGGAACUGCACCGAGAUAUUACGACAGCACCCCAUUAGAUUCAGAUGGUAAUGUUUUUUGAUCAGACAUAAAAAAAAUGAAAAAGUUCAGGAAUGUAAAUUCUGUUAUCAUUUACUGGUGUAGACUGUUUCAUAAAGAAGAUCUGGAUAUUUUUUCACUAAAACCGAUCACGGACUGACUGGUAAGCCGAAGAUAUUUUCUCUCUGACAUUGUUGGGUGAUUUAUUAAGUGUGAGUCAUAAUGUACUGCCAUUGUAUUCAAUCCACUCAGCAGGAUAUUGAAAUGAUUUCUGGAGGCAGGAAGUUAUACAUCUUUGAAACAACAUGUGGGAGAGUAAAUUAUUAACAAUGUCAUAUUUGGGUGAGCUGUCAAUGUAACCUGGUGAAUGGGAUGAAAGAUAAGACUGAUGCAAAGUUUUGUCAUUUCUACUUGCACUUAUCAUCACUUCACCUCUUUAAAUACAACUAAGGGUGUUUACAUAUUCUAAAUACAUCUAGCAUUAUUUGUUUAUUUAUCUAGUUAAUCCAAGAGGUGACCUAGUAUAAAUACAUGAUUAAAGCUGUUGAAAGUAUUAGAUUUUGUUAAAAAGAGUUUUUUUUUUCAUAAAGCUUGGUGUCCAGGAGCAAAAAUGUGAACAUUAGGUUUGUAUACAUGUGUUCAUAUGACAUACUUUUUCCCUUCAGUAGUAUAUGCUAGUACAUAAAUUCUGCCAGACUAAAUAUUGUACAUAAUAGCUAAUCUCACUGUGUACAUUUGACUUAAUAUGAAAAUAAUUGUAUGUUAUUUAGAAUUUGCCAUGAAACAUGCCAUAGCAUCAUGAGAAAAGCAUGCAUGGUCUGACUCAGCAAUUCUGAACUCAUAUCUUACAAUUGAUGCUCUCUGUUUCAAUUUGGGCAAGGGACACAAAAAUGGAACUGGUUUUGGUAUCUU
Molecule: messenger RNA, 3539 nt
Organism: Triplophysa dalaica
Lineage: Eukaryota; Metazoa; Chordata; Actinopteri; Cypriniformes; Nemacheilidae
Gene: fndc4a
Product: fibronectin type III domain containing 4a
Exons: 6
Coding region: 433-1095 (220 amino acids)
Molecular function (GO): protein binding
Source: RefSeq, a predicted model, not a curated record